AUGGCGUCCGACACUCCGAGCCCCGAGGCUCGCGAGCUGAGUCUGAUAGGAAAGGUGGAAUUCAGAAUCGCCAUGGCGGACACCGAUGAGAAGUUGCAGUCGCUGCUCCAGACCUAUCUGGUUCCCUUGUUGCUCAAACUCAACUCAGAGCACGUCGCGGUGCGCAACAAAGUCAUCUCCGUCUGCCAACAUGUCAACGCCCGCGUCAAAUCCCCCUCAAUCCAGCUCCCCGUGGCAGCUUUGCUCAAUCAGUUCAAAGAACAAAAGUCCCAGCUUGUUCGGCAUUUUGAUCUUAUGUACGCUCAGCAGGGAAUCGAUCGUCUUGGUUCUGACGCCAGAGUUGAGAUCUUGCUCCCGCUUCUCCAGGGAAUUUCGGAGAUUGGCACGUCCCUCACUCAAGGUACCAUCGUGUUCAACCUGGUUUUGAGGCUGCUUCCUCUUUUUAAGCUGCCUCCGAAAGGAAGCGAGGAUGAUAUGAGCUUGAAAAAGCGGCUCGGGCUGUCUGACCAAGAUACCCAGUUCUUGUCGUUCUGGCUGGGGAAGUUGCUGCUUCUUUCCCCGGUAGCCAAGGAGUCUCCGACCUGCCCUGGCCUAUCACCAGACGAAUAUACGUUCCUCAAUAAGGGCGCACCUGCCAACGAGACAUGGAAUCCAUCGGCCAGUGGCGGCUUGAAUCUGACCGAAACCAAAGCCACUGCCCUCCGCUUUCUGGGGAGCGGUGCUUUCAGUGAUGCCGAGAGAUUCCUGCCAUGUGUGAUUGCCUCGGCUGAUUCGAAUUCCCGCCUGGCCGAUCUGGCCGAUGAAACUUUGAAGCGAUUUGCCUCGGACCUUGAAAAUCCGGACGUCGUACGACAGCUAUAUGAUCUAUAUUUCGGCUCUGAAACCGCCGAUGGCCCUCUACCCGUGAGACCGCCGCUCCAGGCGAAGAUUCUGGUCUUUUUAGGCAAAUCAAUCAAAGCUACCGGAGACCCCCAAAGAAUCCUGAGGCUCAUUGGAGACGGGCUCCUAUCUGAUACGGCACGCUCCUCUCAGGGACUCCAAGCGUCCAAACUAAGAACUCAAAUUUUCACAUUUACUACCUGGGUGGUCCGCAUGGGUUCGCCUUCCGAUCUGAAACAAAUCGCGUCCAAACUCGUCGCCGGAUUACGGGACUUUAUCCAAACCCAAGGGUGGCCCAGCCCAGGAGCCAGUGGGAUGAAAUUGCCUGCAACAGAUCUAAGCCUACGCGGGCUUGCCUAUGAAAGCAUUGGGAUCAUGGUCCCCAAAGUCGACUUCCAAAUUCGAGAUGAUGAGAUGGAAAACUUCGAAUUCGGUCUUGUCCGAUGGCUAUUCAUGUCUUUGAGUGCGGAUGACUCGAGUCCGCAGAUUUUUGUCAGCAUUGACCAGGCGCUUGGAAGCAUCCUCAAUUCAUCCUUGGAUAGCCACGACAAAGACUUCCAAGAUCAGCUUCGGCCAUUCUUGGUUCGUCUUAUGAGCAUGCAGCCCGGAGAUGUGGAUCCUGAAACUGGAUAUCAGGCUGUGCGAGGUGUUCAAUAUGCCGCUGUGCGUUUUGCGAAUCGAUUCUUGCCCUUUAGCGACGUGGUGGCUCGCUGGGUCGAUCUUAUGGCCGUUGCCCGAGGGCCCGAAAGACAGCAAGAGAUCGUUGAGGAAGGGAAGAAAGGUCUUCACCCAUACUGGUAUCGGCUCCUCAAUCCAACUGGAGAGAGAAAGUGGGAUGCCCCCUCAGCUCAAGAACAUGAUGAAUCCUGGUUUGAUUUCCCCAAGUUCGCUGAGGCGACUCAGUUUCUACUCGGUUCGGGAGAGCAAGAGGAACCUUCGACAGUCCAAGCUAUGUCUGCAUCACAACUUCUAUCGGGGCCUUACAAGAACGCAUUUGUGCCAGCCAUUUCUUUCCUACGCAAUACCCUUAUCUGGGAAGCCUUCUCAGCAUCAGACAUCAGCAUCGACCUCGAGGAAGAUUGGGACUACAAACUUGAAGUGCAUCUUUCAACCAGUGAAGAAGCCCGGUCUGCCGUGAGACAAUACAUUCGAAACUCAGCAAAGGAGUCUGCGCUGUCGUUCUUAUGCGGCACACUUGAUGGGAUUGUUUCUGGGGGACGUGAAGGCAUGCGGCAAUGUGGUGUUAAUUUCGUGGAGAUUUGCUCCUUGGCUCCCAACGACGUUGUUGAAAAGCUGCUUCCGCGGGCUUCAUCUUUGUCCGAGCCCAUUUCCAGCAACAAUGAGGAUAUCCAGGAAGUAGCAGCUCGGGCAUUUGGAAUUCUGGUCUCUCAUCCUGCAUUCGCUGAGGACCAACUCAAGAGCUUUGUGACACAACUGACUGGUACUGUUGAGACAUGGAAUACUGCAGUGGGCGAAGCAGCGCUCCGAGUUCGUGGAGCGAUUUUGGCCCUAUCCUAUCUGCUGAGUAGGCUUGCAUAUCGCAAUUUACUGGAUAGAAUUCCCGAAGCGCAAGUGAAACGGUUUAUUGAUACAGCACUGGAUGUCCUUGACGCUUCUCGGGACACUCUUCUGCAACGAACUUCGCAGACAGCCAUCGGACAGCUCAGUCUUUCGGGGGUCCUGUCACCCCAAGUGCUUCCCGAGGACGGAUGGAAAAAGGUCAAAGACAAAUUGUCAAAAGAUGCCAAAACGGAGAACGAAACUCCCAUCAAGUCACUUGGCUUACUAACACUGGCAUUCUCUCGGUCUGCCUCGGAUGGUUCUCUCUUCGCUGAUUUAGUGGGUUCUCUCUAUGGCCUGCAUGAGAUUCGCAGCCCAGAAGUUCAGUUCACGGUGGGCGAGGCAUUGAGCAACGUUGCUGUUGGGUGGGAUUCCCGGGCGUUGAUUCAAGAAUUCGAUAUCGACGGAGAAUUCCCACGCUCUGGUGUUCCACGUACAGUGUUUGUGGAGGUUUGCGACAAGAUCAUAGCUGACUGUGUCGCCCCCAAGCCAUCUCUUCGUAAGGCGUCAGCCAUCUGGCUGUUGUCUUUGGUCAAGAAUUGUGGUCACCUGCAGGAAAUGCAAGACCGCCUACGGAAGUGCCAGGCAACAUUUGCAAGCCUUCUUGGGAACCGGGAUGAGGUGGUGCAGGAGACAGGUGCUCAUGGCCUCAGUUUGGUUUACGAAAUCGGCGACCAGGCGCUGAAGGAUGAUUUGGUCCGUGAUCUGGUGGAGUCCUUCACAGCAACAGGCCCCAAUCUGGGAGGUGGCAACGUCUCCGAAGACACAAAGCUCUUUGAGCCCGGGGCUCUUCCUACCGGCGAAGGGUCGUCCAUCAGCACCUACAAAGAUAUCAUGAAUCUAGCGGCCGAGGCUGGAGACCCGACACUGGUUUAUCGGUUCAUGUCACUGGCUUCCAACAACGCACUGUGGACAAAUCGAGCGGCAUUCGGACGAUUCGGAAUCAGUACUAUUUUCUCCGAUUCUAGUGUUAAUGGCUAUCUCUCGCAAAACCCCAAGAUCUACCCGAAACUGUUCCGUUACCGCUUUGAUCCAAAUCCCAACGUCCAACGAUCCAUGAACACGAUCUGGCAAGCAUUAGUGAAGGACCCGAAUGCUGUCAUUGAUGCCCAUUUUGACCAAAUUAUGGAGGAUCUGUUGAAGAGCAUGUUAGCUGGGCGCGAAUGGCGCGGCCGCCAGGCCAGUUGUGCUGCCGUUGCAGACCUGGUGCAGGGCCGUCGCCCUGAGAAGUACUCCAAGUACCUGGAUGAGAUCUACAGCAAGGCUUUCAAGCUGUUGGAUGAUAUCAAGGAGUCGGUGCGGACUGCGGCUCUCAAACUUUGCCAAACGAUCACCAAUUCCGUCAUUCGCACGCUCGAGACAAGUGGCACGGAGAAGCGGGCGAGCGGUCUGCUCGGAAGCGCUAUUCCAUUCCUCCUGAGCGAUACGGGUUUGGAUUCCAGCGUUGAAGAUGUGCGUGGCUAUGCCAUUGGGGCCCUUGUCCAGAUCAUCAAGAAGAGUCCCAGCGGGUUGUUGCGGCCGUUUGUUCCCACCAUUCUCGAGAAAUUCCUGGGCUCUCUCAGCUCUCUCGAGCCGCAAGCCGUCAACUACGUCCAUCUCAACGCCGACAAGUACGGGUUGACCGGCCAGGAGAUCGACAAGAUGCGACUCUCCAGCAUUCGCACAUCCCCCAUGAUGGAAGUCAUCGAGCGGUAUUUGAUCGACACCGUGGACGAGACUAAUGUGAAGGAGUUGACAUUCAAAUUGGAGGAUGUGCUCCGGUCCGCGGUGGGACUGCCCUCGAAAGUAGGCUGCAGUCGUGUGCUGGUACUCCUGAGUAUGAAGACGCUGCUGUUCCGCCCGCAUGCAGAUCGGUUCAUCCAACUUCUCUGCAAGUAUGUGGUCGACCGCAAUGAGACCGUCAGCGCAUCCUACUGCACUUCACUUGGCUAUCUUAUGCGACUGGCGUCGGACGAUCGGGUUCUCAAGACCAUUGACUAUGCCAAAAAGCUCUAUCUGACGGCCGAUGAUGCCACGCCACGAGCCAUUGCGGCUGAGAUUCUGCACUCGUCGUCCAAAUUAGCCAACGACCGGUUCAUGGCGUUUGCCGCAACGGCUCUGCCCUUUGUCUUCGUCUGCAAGCACGAUGCGGACGACCACGUGAAAGAGGACUUUGAGAAAACGUGGCAGGAUAAUGUCGGCGGUUCACGCGCAGUGUCGCUUUACAUCCGGGAGAUUGUCGGGCUCGUCGCGGACAAUCUAGACUCCCCGCGCUGGGCCAUCAAGCACACAGCUGCCCGAGCCAUUGCCCAGGCCAUCCUUGCUCUCGAUGCGGAGCUCGAUCUCCCCACGGGCCAAUUGAUCUGGCCCGUGUUGGAAAAGGCCUUAUCGGGGAAGACCUGGGAGGGUAAGGAGGUAGUGCUCAAGGCCUUGGUGAAAUUUGCUAGUCAGGCGCAGAAGCUGUGGCAAGAGAAAGCGGAGCUCCGGGACUUGAUGAAGACUAUUGCUGUGCGUGAGGCGAAGCGAACUAACGCCGCCUACCGACCACAUGGCCUGCGUGCGCUGGGCGAGAUAGCGCGGGCCCGUCCGGAAGUGGAUUUCAUGCCCGAUGCGCUGACCAUUGUGCCCCCCGUAGUGGAGGAACUAGUGGCCGACGAUGACGCGAACGACAAGAUGGAGAUCGACUCCGGUGCUGGCAGUGGAGUGGAUGACACACUGGCUGCCUGCGCGCAGUGUCUCCUGCAAUGUUUUUCAGCGUCGGCCGCCACCCAGGAAGGUCCGUCAGCCCCCACCGCGAGCGGGAAAUCCCCUAGCGUGCUGCCAGCCCCGCUAAGCCAAACCACAGCGCUGGGAAAAAACAUGGAACGGAUAACCGGGCCACUGGACCAGGCCCUGGCACAUGGCGGCCGACCUGUCGCCCGGACCAUUUACGACCACCUCCCCGGGGCGCUCCAGCGAGUGGACCAGCGGGUCCACGACGACCGGUCCCUCGCUGUGGCCUUGACCGCCCUCGCGGAGGCCCUCCUCACGCGCGAGCUGGACGGGUCCGUUGAGGCGCUGCGCAAGGGACGCGCCGAGGCUACCCUGGCGUACCUGAAGCUGCGGCCGCCCGGCAUUCCGGCCACUCUCGGGGAGACCCUCCGCACAUGGAGGGACGGCGAGCGCUCCGCGAGUGUGCAGGCGAUUCUGGACCAAGCGCUAGGCCUGGUGUGA
This is a messenger RNA of Penicillium lagena, 5631 nucleotides long. RefSeq names its product ECM29 family proteasome component. The coding region runs from base 1 to 5631 and encodes 1876 amino acids. Gene Ontology annotation, biological process: proteasome assembly. Gene Ontology annotation, cellular component: cytoplasm; nucleus. The record is from RefSeq and is a predicted model, not a curated record. The transcript has 2 exons. Gene Ontology annotation, molecular function: molecular adaptor activity. NCBI's taxonomy places the organism in Eukaryota, Fungi, Ascomycota, Eurotiomycetes, Eurotiales, Aspergillaceae.